AUGAACACCAGGGAAGUACCAGCACUCACUCGACUAGCAGCGCGAAGUCUAGUGAAACAUGACGCUUUGGACACUCAUGUCCUACAGGAGCUGCCUGUGGAGUUGUUCCCACCACUAUUCAUGGAGGCCUAUGACAAUAAGCACUCUAGGAGCCUGAAGAUUUUGGUGCAGAACUGGCCCUUCAGCCGCCUCCCUCUCGGGGCUCUGAUGAAGACGGUACAAGUGAAACCCAUCCAUGAUUCACUGCUUGGGUUGGAUGAACUAAAUUUAGACAAUAACUACCCCAAGAGAUUGAAACUUCGAGUGCUCGAUUUGGGAACUCGGCCUCAGAACUUCUGGGAUGUAUGGUCUGGACACACAGACGAUGCCUACUUACCAGAAGCCAGGGAUGUCAGGGCAAUCAUAGCACACAAUCGAAAGAGCCGUGCAAAACCUCCCUUCCAGGUGUGGGAUGAGGUAUGCCUUCAGGACCAACAGGAUUUCUCAGAGAAUGCCUCCGUCUUUCAGUGGGUCAGACGGAAAUCGUAUUUGGGAAAGGUGGGUUGUCCAAGACUGCAUGUGACAACUUUUCCUGUGUUCCUGUUGAAGCAAAUAUUGAACGACUCGGACCUGAAUACAGUACUGGAACUGAAAGUGCACUGUACUGAAAAUGAGCCCACCGUAGAUACUAUUUUUGCUGCUGUGGGCCAGAUGAGAAACCUUCAGGAACUGUUGUUCUACAGAAUCAGUGAUCCUGGCGUCCUGCUGGGUAGAGAAAAUGUUGCUUUAGAAUUGUGCAAAAAAAUGAAGAAGCUGACCUUCCUCCGUAAGAUCUAUCUAAGCAAUGUCUUCUUCCUGAAAGACAACCUUGGCAAAAUCUGCAGGUCCCUAAAUGCCUCUUUGGAGACGCUGUCAAUAUCCGAGUGUGAGCUUACAGAAUCAGACUGGAAAGACUUGGAUUUGCACUUAAAAACCAGGAAGCUAAAGACCCUGUGCCUGUGUUCUGUCAAUCUGUCCAGUUUUAGUUUUAUUCCCUUACAAGCUCUGCUAAAACGAGUUUCUGGCACUCUUACAAACUUCAAGUUGGAGGAGUGUAAGAUUACAGAUUCCCACAUCAAUGAUCUUCUGCCUAUCCUGAGCCACUGCCAGCAGCUCACCACCAUCAGCUUCUACGGGAACACCUUCUCCACAACCAUCCUGAAGGACAUACUUUUGAAAACCGCUAGUAUGAGACAAUUAAACCUGGAGCGGUACCCUGCCCCACAGGAGAGCUAUUACACAGGUGGUGCUUUCAACAUGAACACCAUUGCCCAACUUUUUCCUCAGCUCAGGCAGCAUUUAAGAGCUAUAAGGCAGCCGAAGGAAGCCUUACUGUAUACUAAACAAUGCAUACACUGUGGGAAAGAAUUAAUCUAUCAUCUGUAG
Dipodomys ordii (Ord's kangaroo rat) is the source of this 1404-nucleotide messenger RNA. RefSeq names its product PRAME family member 20/21-like. NCBI's taxonomy places the organism in Eukaryota, Metazoa, Chordata, Mammalia, Rodentia, Heteromyidae. The transcript has 2 exons. Gene Ontology annotation, cellular component: cytoplasm. The record is from RefSeq and is a predicted model, not a curated record. The coding region runs from base 1 to 1404 and encodes 467 amino acids. Gene Ontology annotation, biological process: positive regulation of cell population proliferation; negative regulation of cell differentiation; negative regulation of DNA-templated transcription.